CUUACUAAGAUGUCUUCGCUUCAUUUCCUCCAAAGUCCUACUUCCGGAAUGCCCACGUGCUCUGUGAAUAAUAUCGCGCCGCUUCCGCUGUGUACUUCCUUUCCGGCAGCGGCUAACUCUUCGCCAACAUGCCACUCGCAAAAGACUUGCUGCACCCCACCCCUGAGGAGGAGAGAAGGAGGCACAAGAAGAAGCGUCUCGUACAGAGCCCUAAUUCCUACUUCAUGGACGUCAAGUGUCCAGGAUGCUAUAAGAUCACCACAGUCUUCAGCCAUGCUCAGACAGUAGUGUUGUGUGUUGGUUGUUCCACUGUGCUGUGUCAACCCACUGGAGGCAAAGCACGUCUCACAGAAGGAUGUUCCUUCAGGAGGAAGCAGCAUUAAGCUGUACACUAGAUGCUCCAGUAUGGAGGAAGGGAGAGGGGGGUUGGACUCGCCCUCCAAAGACCUCUCGGCUACGAUCGCUGAUCUUUCAACUUGAGAGAAAGGAACAGAAGCAAACACCUCCACCAUCAGUUGCUUGAAAAACUAGUAAAGAUGGCUCUCCAACCCAGUCUCUCUCUUUCAAUAAAAUGUUUUGGCUAAAA
Molecule: messenger RNA, 586 nt
Organism: Pangasianodon hypophthalmus (striped catfish)
Lineage: Eukaryota; Metazoa; Chordata; Actinopteri; Siluriformes; Pangasiidae
Gene: rps27.1
Product: ribosomal protein S27, isoform 1
Exons: 4
Coding region: 129-383 (84 amino acids)
Biological process (GO): ribosomal small subunit assembly; translation
Cellular component (GO): ribosome; cytosolic small ribosomal subunit
Molecular function (GO): RNA binding; structural constituent of ribosome
Source: RefSeq, a predicted model, not a curated record